CUCCAAUUUCUCCUAAAACUCCGCACAUGGAGAAAUGAAGCAAGUGUUUAAAGACAGAUGGAGUAUAAAACAGAGGGAAGUGUUGGGGUGGCAUUUUUGUUUCAAAAAAAAAAUUAAAUACAUCGUAUUAUUCAUCAAAAUAAUAUAAUAAUUUCAGGAAAAAAAAAAGAUUAAAAAAAAAAAGAAAAAAGAAAAAAGAAGAAAAAAAAAGAGAAGAGAACAGAAAUAAGGAUUUCCCUCUGGUUUUAGUAGGAAGUUGGACUGGUAGUUAGCAUUGUCUCUAACUAACCUUCUCACAGCAUGCACUAUACCACGAAAAUCUCUAACAUUCUCAUCUUUUUCCCCAAACUAAAACCAUGGAUACUCCAGAAGCCCGAAUUAAGGACCAAAUCACCCUUCUCGAAGACGAAGAGGGCAAUAUAGUAAAUCUACAACAGCAGCUAAAGGAUGCUCAGAAGAAGAAUAUUGAGUUUGCUGUGAUCAUUGAGGAGCUCACAAUCGAGAGAGAUUGCCUAAAGACAGAGUUUUUCGGGGUCGAGGCGAAGGUUAGGGAGAGGGAAGAGGAGUUGUUAAGGAGGAUUAAAGAUGGGUUUAGGGAGAAAGAAUGUUUAGAGGUGGAAAUUUAUGAGGGUAUGAGAGAAAGGGAGGAGUUAGUGAGGAAACUUGAUUUUGGUUUGAGUGAAAAAGUGGGGUUAUUGAAGGAUUUUGAAGUUUUAAAGGGGAAGAAUGAGGAGUUUGAGGUGAAUUUUUCGAGGGGAUUCGAGGUUUUAGGCUUGAUCAAAGAGUGUUUGAUCAAGGUAAAUGAUUGUUUUGAUGGGAAAGGAUUGGAGGAAAAUGUGUCGAUUUUCGAGAGAAGAUUGAUGAUAGAUUGUAAGAGAUCAAUGGAUGGUUUGUUGGGGGAGUUGGAUUUUGUUUCGAGGUUGGCGAAAAGGGUUGAGGAUAGAAUGGAAGAUUAUGGAGAUAUUAAGGAUUUUUUGAAUGAAGUUGAAGAUUAUAAGAAGAGGACUAAAGAGUUUGAGGAGAAUUUGUUGAGAAACUUGGAUGUUCUUGACUUUAUUACAAAGUGUUUGAUGAGAGUUGAUGAGUGUCUAGAUCAUAAAGAAGUGGAAAGAAUGUGGGUUGAUCAUAGUGAAUGCCAUGGUAUUAAAGAGCAAGUGUUGAAUGUUGAGGAGAAAUUGGAAGUGUUGAUGUACGCGAAAUUGGAAUUUGUAUCAAGGAUUGCUAAAAGGGUUGAAGAAAAAAUGAAUGCUCAUCUAGAGAAGGUGAAUAAAGAGAAGAGGGCAUUAGAAAGGAGUGUGAUGAGUCUAACUGAAGAGAAUCGAGACGUUAAUGCCUUGCUUCGUAUUGCGUUGGUUGAGAAGGAAGCAGUAGAGAAGAGUCUUAGCAAGUUGAAGGGUAACAAUGAACAAAGGAGAGUUCCCUUGUUGCAGUUUGCUGAGAGGGGGCUGCAAAGAGUUGGGUUUGGAUUUAUAAUAGGAGGCGCUUCCAAUGAGCAACAUGAGGAUCAAAAGAAAAUAGCUGAUCAAGCUUCAGAUUGUAUAAUGUCUGAUGUUAGCAGUGAAUGUGAAGAGGAAGUUGUGAGUUUGGCCUCAACUGUGGAGAAACUCAUGAAGGGCCUUCGACUCGAAAUUACUCAAUUAUGGAGAGAUUUGGAGGAUUCCAGGUCUGACACUGAGCGGUUACAAAGUUUAACAGAGAAACAAGCUCAAAAAAUCACUGAACAAAUUGUUUACAUCAAAGAGUUGGAAGAAAGAGAGAGAAAUCUGACUAAAAAUGUUGAGGAGCUCCUCGUUGAAAUAAAAGCAACGGAAGAGGAGAUUGAGAGGUGGAGAGAAGCCUGUGAAUUGGAAGUAGAAGCUGGAAAACAUGUUGCUCAGGAGCAUAACAAAGUGGUUGCUAUUUUGAAACAAGAGUUAGAGAAGACAAGAACUGCUUUGCAAGUGUCAAACAAGAAGUUAAAGUUAAAGGAAGAAGUAGCUGUUGCUGCAAUGGUAGCACAGUCAGCUGCAGAGAAGUCUCUUCAAUUGGCUGUCAAUAGGGCAGCAAUAUUUCGAGAGAGGAUUGAAGAACUGACAAGACAAGUGGAAGAAGAUGAAAGCAGACAUAAGAAUAACAGACGCAGGUUGAGACGUAUAUGUUGGCCAUGGCAAGCUCUUUACCCUGCAGCUACUAAUACUAGGGUUCGGAAUUUGGAUAUAAAACAUAUGCUUCCGGAAAUGCAAGCCCUUCAUCAAAGAAUUUAAAAUUACACAU
Molecule: messenger RNA, 2253 nt
Organism: Chenopodium quinoa (quinoa)
Lineage: Eukaryota; Viridiplantae; Streptophyta; Magnoliopsida; Caryophyllales; Amaranthaceae
Exons: 5
Coding region: 357-2243 (628 amino acids)
Source: RefSeq, a predicted model, not a curated record